CCAAAUACAAAUGAUUUCGUAGCAUAACUGGUAUUUGUUGAGAACGUGCAAACUAAUAAUAAUAAAUUGCUGUUAUAUGUAGUUAUACAUAAUAUUAAGUGUGAACUAGUUGAGAUCAUCUGCAUCCUCUGUCCAUGUCCGAGGCGCGACCGUCGUGUGUAAGUAUCAUAAUUAUUCUGAGGCACGUUGGAAGUAAUGAUUUCUCUAUGGUAGAGCAGACAUUAGUAGGUGGGUACUUAGUUUUCUCUACCCACACCACAAAACUAAAGUUUUCCGACUCUCUGAAUAGCAUUUAUAGUAGAUAUGUCGUCGUGUUGUAUUGUAGCUUACUGUAGAGAAAGGGGGGUGCACAAAAUUCCACAAAACGAAACAAGACGGGCAAAAUGGAUGGAAGCAUUAAAAGAAUUAAAGCCUGGAUUAAACAUAAAAAAGCAUUCAAGAAUAUGCCCCGGCCACUUCAAACCAUCAGACUACCUCUUAGGUAAAUCAAGGAAAAUGCUAAAAAAAGAAGCUGUUCCAAGUGUAUUUUUUUGGGAUUAUUCAAUCAAAAUGACUAAAGAAGACCCAACCCAAAAAAAAACCUAUCGAAGAACUCCUCCAGUUGCAUUUGUAGAAGAGCAACCAUAUAAUAACAUUUUUUCAUGUUCCUCCAAUGAAGACCCUUUACUCAUGAACUUUGAAAACUCAGACCUUGAUAAUUCUUCAAAUUAUGGUAACAUUUUCAUCAUACAAAAACCGCAAUACAGUAAAGGCUCUCAUUGGAAUUACUCCAAGUGGCUUGAUCUCUUACGUGUCUCCAUGCUAUGGUGGUUCAGCCACUGACAGGCAGAUCAUAGAGCGAAGUUCUAUUCUAAGAAAAUUUGAUUAUAACGACGAAAUUAUGGUGGAUAAAGGCCUGAAUGUACAAGACAUUUUCGUACCAUAUGGUGUAAAAGUUAAUAUGCCAUCAUUUUUUAGAAAAG
This is a messenger RNA of Plutella xylostella (diamondback moth), 962 nucleotides long. NCBI's taxonomy places the organism in Eukaryota, Metazoa, Arthropoda, Insecta, Lepidoptera, Plutellidae. The record is from RefSeq and is a predicted model, not a curated record.